AUGACUCCUUUGGAACCAGUCAAAACCAAAUAUGCUAAAGACUACCUCGAGGCGGCAGAUCUCUUCGACAAGGACGACUUCUACGGCUGUCAAGCGACUUGCAAGCAUAACUUAGGCGACCCAACCUUGCCGCCAUUCUGGAGGCUCAAGAACUAUGCGUUGCAUAUCUCGGCGUCCAGCAGCUGGGACGAGGCGGAAGAGUGGUACCAGUCAACCUUGGCGAGAUGCGAUCCGGAAUCUGAGGGGGAACAGGUCGAAGCGGCAUGUUUGAGACUUGCUGAUCUUCUGUUCUUCAGAGAAAAAUGCACGAGAUUCCGUGAGGACCUUGAUCAGAUAAAGGGAUGGCAGGAAGAGGACAGGCCAAGGCGCCAUUCUAAAGAAGAGGAGAAAGUGUCGGAAGAGGGGGAGCUAGGGGGAGAAGAGCCGCAGAAGGCGAAGCCGGAGGAAGAGUUGCGAGCCGCAAACGAGGAUGUCAUGAUGGAGGACAGCGAGUCCAUGGACAUGAAGGCUGAGGCACGGAGAGUCCAGUAG
Saxophila tyrrhenica is the source of this 531-nucleotide messenger RNA. RefSeq lists its product as uncharacterized. Lineage: Eukaryota; Fungi; Ascomycota; Dothideomycetes; Mycosphaerellales; Extremaceae. The record is from RefSeq and is a predicted model, not a curated record. The coding region runs from base 1 to 531 and encodes 176 amino acids. The transcript is spliced from 4 exons.